Molecule: messenger RNA, 2826 nt
Organism: Pomacea canaliculata
Lineage: Eukaryota; Metazoa; Mollusca; Gastropoda; Architaenioglossa; Ampullariidae
Product: zinc transporter ZIP1-like
Exons: 1
Coding region: 403-1545 (380 amino acids)
Biological process (GO): zinc ion transmembrane transport
Cellular component (GO): plasma membrane
Molecular function (GO): zinc ion transmembrane transporter activity
Source: RefSeq, a predicted model, not a curated record
CCCAUAGUGAUCUCCCUUGAGACUUAAAUGGCUUGUAUUCCCAAAAAGUCCUAAAGCAAGCGCUGUCGUUUGUUUCUCGAGACAACAGCAGAUGUUGCGUGGUCAUUUAUAAUCUAUGGGCUAAUGCAUGCUUAAAUUGAACACUUGGAAAUGAUAACUUGCCUGAGUUAUACUUAGAGUAUGUUAUCACCAAAGGUAAACAUCAUUCUGCGGUAUGUCCCUGUCAUGUGACGCUUCAUGUAUAGCUAGCUGUAACUUGCUAAAACUAACAGCAAGAAGCAGAGCAGCCAAGGAUGUAUCCUUUAAGCAGUUGCUCAACGAACAUAAUCACAUGUGAUUAGAAAAAUCCUAUAACCCUACGUGCAUUUAAGGAACAACUUCAGAGGCGAAGCAACAGCAAUUAUGUUGUCGGCAGAAGCUACGAAAAGUGUGGUGCUUGUGGUGUUGUUGCUGAUGAACUUCGGUCUGGGUAUGAUUCCCGUGAAAUUGAUGACUGUAAUACAACGGAGAUCGGCCACCGCCCUCUACACAGAUGAUCCCCAGCGAUCAAGAGCAUUCACGUACAAACGAGUGCUGAGUUUUCUUAGCUGUUUUGCGGCAGGUGUUUUUCUGUCCACUUGUCUUCUAGAUCUGCUUCCAGGAGUACGGAGACACUUGAACACUGCCAUGAUAUCAUUGAACAUGACCACAGGGUUUCCUUUGGCAGAAUUUAUCCUUUCUAUUGGAUUAUUUAUAAUACUGAUUGUAGAGCAAAUUGUAUUAACAGUGAAGGAGCGACAGGCAGCUGAAAAAGGCAUCAAACAAACACUGUUAUCAGAGUCCAGUUCAGAUGGCACUGCCUCAUGUCAGAAAAGCAGUGAGGGUGACUUCAUGAAAGACAGUCAACCUUAUGAUGGAAUCAGUGAUAAGCCUUUGGGUAGGGAUGAAGAUCAUUCUCAAGAAGAACAUAGUUCCCUACUCCCCGGCAGUACAACCACAGAGGCCAGCCGUGAAGACAGUGAGGAACAUCAUUAUGGUCAUCAUCAUAGCUCCACCUUUCAGAACCAUUCGCCUCUUCGAGCACUUCUGAUGCUGAUAGCACUCUCAAUUCAUUCCAUCUUUGAGGGAUUGGCAGUUGGCCUACAGCCCAAUGUUGCAGAUGUUCUGGGCAUCUUUGCAGCACUGGUUGUUCACAAGAGCAUUUUGAGCUUUAGCCUUGGUAUGAAUCUUGUGCAAAGUCGUCUGUCAACUAAAAUUUGUAUCCGUUCCAUUCUUUUCUUUUCACUAACCUCACCUAUUGGUAUUGCCAUAGGGAUACUUAUCACAAAUUUAUGGGAAUCAGUUCUGUCAAGUCUGGUUGAUGGGAUCUUGCAAGGGGUUGCAUCUGGUACAUUUUUGUAUGUGACAUUUUUUGAAGUUCUUCCUUCUGAAUUUAACUCUCCACAUGACAGGCUUUUUAAGCUUAUCUUCUUGAUGGUUGGCUAUGGGAUAGUUAGUGGAAUUUUGUUUUUUAGUAACGACGUUACAAAGCCCUUUUGUAAUAAAACCGACACUGAGAAAGGGUAAUGUCUCACUUCUAAAUGUAGCAGUCAUAAUAAUAUGACUCAUAAAUUAUACCAGUUGCCUUCUAAGAGUUAAGAUGUAAAUUUUAGAAAGUUAGCUUAUUCAGUUCUGACCUUAUAUAGAUUUUAGAGGGAUGUAACUAUACAGAUAUAUUGUUCUGCUUUUAAAAUAAAAUGCUGAAGUUACAUCCCUAAAAAGAGCAGUAGUUCUUGAAUUUAAAAAAAAAUCUUUUUGACUAUAAAUGGCUGUACUUAUUGAAAGUGGUGUUUCAAUACAUCAGGAUUAAGUAGUUUGGCUGGCAGUGCAUUAGGAAGCUUGUGAACAUUAGUCACUUAAUGUUUUCCCAUUUUACAGUGCUGUUCUAGCUUUUACAUUAAGAUCUUUUGGAUCAGAAUUUCUGGUGUUUUUGAUAGAUAUAGUCUAUUGAUGAACAAUAUUUUAUUUCAUAAUUUUGUUUCCUAUGAAAUCAAAUUCAUAUGGCAAUCAUCACGUAGAUUGAAACUGAUAUACAAAACUACUUGAGUCCGAAUGUCCAAUUGUGCCUUAAGUGCUGCUUCUGCUUUGUGAUAUAAUGGAUUUUACAUUUAAGUGCAAUAUGUUUUUGGCAUAUUGCAAUUUUUAUUUUUGGAAUGCUCAGUAACCUUUUAAUUCUUGAAAGUUCUAUAUAAUUAUCACACAUUACAAUGGUAUGCAUGUAAUCAGUUUUACUCAUGCAGAAUAAAAAUGCAUUAUUUAUUACUGUUGUAUGCGCCUACCUGAUUUGUCAGUUUUAUCAUCCUGUUAGUAUUAUAUAGGAAAUGCUCCCUCAUAUUAUCAAGUUUUUUAUAUUUUACUCAGAUCUGUGGAAGUAGUCAGUUUUUUCAUCGAAUCAUUAUGCAAAUUUUGUGUAUGUGUAUAUGUGUGUGUGUAUAUAUAAAAGAUCAUAUAAAUUUGUAGAUUCUUAUACAACUGCACACAUAACUUUGUACAUAGCUUAAUUCAAAAAUGUACAGAGUAUGAAUGGGAGAAAGAAAGAGAAGCAGGAGGGGAUGCAACUUAGUGAGAUUUAAAGUAGUAUAUUGCAGGUAUUUUGCAGUUUUGUCAGUAAUUGAGAAUGAACUGUAAAGAAUAUAUCAUGAUCUAAUUAUUUUUAAUGUAGCAAAGUAUAAAUUGACUGUUUAUACAGAGUUUUACUCUUGUUGGCUUCCUUUUCAAUUUACUGACCUCUUCUAUUUGCAUAAACCAUUUGCAGAUUUAAUUUUUAAAAAAGACCUGUUUGCACAAAUAAAUGACUUGCUAACAAAA